AUGUAAUUGGAUGAGAGUAAUAAAACUAAGAGAAAUGAUUAAUCUAUCCUUAAAGAAACCUCUAAAAAUAGAAAUGUAAUUAUCUUUAAUUAUCAUGCAAGAUAGUUUCUAAAUUACAAGGAAAUCCUGCAAGAUUAUAGGGUUUGAAAGAUAGUUUUAAAUACUUUACUUUAUUAAAAAAGAAUCAAUAUUUGGAAAGAAAAUAAUAUAGAGUUACUAGAGAUGAGACUCUUGUUUGUUCCUGUAUUAUGUGUCCUGAAGAUUAAAUAUAAAAGUAUAUUAAAUUGUUAAAAUAGUCGACCUUAAGGUCCAUAAUAUUCAUAUAAUUGCGGUGAGAGAUGCUUGAAUAGAUUUACUUGUACAGAAUGUGAUGUAGAGUUAUGUCCAUGUGCAGAAUAAUGCAAAAAUAGAAGAUUUUAGAAACAUGAUGAUGCAUGUGUAUAUCCAUUACGUUGUGGAGGAAAAGGAAUGGGUUUAUUUGCUGGUGAGCGUAUUUUGAAAGGACAAUUCAUAAUGCAAUAUGUUGGAGAGAUAUUUCAAAUAAAUAGUGCAUUUGGGAGAAGACGAGUGCAAGAAUAUUCGGUUUGAAUUGUGUGUUUAUCUUAGAAAUCUACAUGCACAUAUUUAAUGAAACUUAACAAUUAAGAAGUUAUUGAUCCAACAUCUAAAGGGAAUCUAGCUAGAUUUAUAAAUCAUUCUUGUGAGCCUAAUUGUAUUACUGAGAAAUGGAAUGUUUUGGGUGAAGUAUGUAUAGGUAUAUUUGCAAUACGAGACAUAAAUGAAGAUGAAGAAUUAACAUUUGAUUAUUAAUUUGAUGUAUUUCAUACACCAUUAACUAAAUGUUUAUGUGGAGCAAAUAAAUGUAAAGGAUAUUUAGGAUUAAAACCAACUGAUGUAACAUAAGAAGAAUGGGAAGAACAUUUAGAAAAUAUGGUAUGUAAAAUAUGUCAAACUAAAACACCUUAAGAUGAUGAGUAAUUAUUGUUAUGUGAUAAAUGUAAUUGUGGAUUCCAUUUAUUAUGUCUUAUACCUCCAUUAUCAUCAGUACCAAAAGAUGCUUGGUAUUGUUAGGAAUGUUAAGAUGAGAAAAGAAUAUUAGCAGAAUCUGAAAAAGAAAAAGAAAAGAUAGAAGAUUUAUUAUUAUAGAAAGCAAAAUAAUUGAAUAAUGAAAAAAAAAAUAAGAAAAAAAUGGAUUCUUCAUCUUCAUCAAGUGAUUCUGAUAGUGAAUAUGAUAAUAGAUAUAAGAUGAUGAAAUCUUUAGAAAAAUAAACAGUUAGAGAAUAUUUAUAAUAAAAACAAAAUUAAUAAUAUUAAAUUAAUAAAUUAGAGGAAGAUAUUAAUUAAAAUAAAAAAGAUGAUUUAGAUAAUAAUAUUUCAAGUCUACCUAACAAUUCAAAGGGUAUCAAAUCUACUGGCAUUUCAUUUAAUAACUUAGAUUAAUUUGUUAGAUCAUCAAUAGACUUACAACCUUAAAAUAGUGGUAAACUAUAAUAGAUGCAAUCUAUUGUUGAUGUAGCUUAGAAAAAAUUUGAAGAAUAAUAUAAUGAUAAUAUUGAAUUACAAUAAUAAAUAGAAUAGAUUUAAGUUUAAAAUAUCCAAAAUAUUGAUACUAAAAAAGAAUGUUUUAAAAUUAAUAUACUUGAAUAGAAAGUAGUCAAAAAGAAUGCUCCAUUAAUUUAUAAGAUUGGAAACAAAAUCAGUUUUGAAUAAAUAGAUUAAUAAUAUGCUGAUUUCUUUAAGAAAGAGAAUAAUUUGACUGUUAUUGGUUCAGUUUAAUAAAUAAGUAUCUUCAGAACAAUAUUAAUUAUGAUUGAAUAAAUAAUAAAAGAACUUAAAAAAGAACUUGGUAUCAUUGAAGGAUAGAUUAAAGUACCAAUUAUAUAUUUAAAAAGAUUAAUAAUGAAAUUGUAAUUAUUUAAUUAUAAUUGUUAAUAGCAAUAGUUUAGAUAAAAAAUAAGAAGUUAAUAUUAUAUAUAAUAAAUCAUUGGCUCAUAGUGAAGAGAUAUUUCCUAUGGAUAGAGCUACUCCAAUUAAAAUUAAAGGAUCUAAAUAAAAUAUUGAAUCAACUGUUUAAGAGAUAUCAAAAAUCUUAAAAACAUUAUGUGUUUAAAGAUUGUAUAUUAGUAGAAGUGAAACUAAAACAGUUUAGUAAAACAUGUAUCAUCUAAAAUAACAUGCUGAAAUACGUAUUUCUAGAGAUUCUGUUUAUAAUGCAAAAGGAGAAUAAACUUAAAGAGAUAUUAAUCAUCCAUUCUUUUAUAUAUAAUAUAGAGAGAAAGAAGUCUGUCUAAUUGGUACUCUUUAAUAGAUUUAAGAUACUAGUAAUGCUAUUAAAUUACUUUUGGAAUAAGAGACUAAUAAUGAUAAGGAAAUGACUUAUUUUACUGUUCUCAUUUCUCCAUAAUAUAAAGAACAAUGUAAAUCAGUUAAAUAGAGGAUUGAAAAAGAUUCAUCUUCUACAAAAGUAUUAUUGUUUGAAGCAUCACAUCCUAGAAAGAAUAUGACUAUUUUGAUAUUAUGUUUAAGAAGUCAAAUUAAAUAAACUAAAUAAAUGUUUUUUGAAAUGAUUUAAGAGGAUUGUUAAUUAAAAUUAGAAUAAUUUUAAGAUUAAAUGUCAAUGUAAAUGUGUAGAUAUGUUUUUAAAUACCUUUAAAAUACUAUGAUGACAAAUGAUAUGGCAUUUAUGAAAAAUUGGGAUCUUAUUACUCCUUAUUUUUAUUAAUUUAAUAUUUUAAAAUAUAGAGAAUAGAAAUUUGAUAAUUGGUUUGUUAAACGUUGUUAUCCAUCAUUACUUAGAGAUUAUGAAACAUAAUUAUAUAUAUAAUAUUGUUUAGGAAAAGAAAUCUAAAAGAAUUUAACUGAUUAAGAAUAAAUAUAGAGAAAAAAGAAUUUAAUUUUAUUGACAAAAAAGAUUUUAAAUGCAAUUUUGGGAUUUAAAAGACAUUAACCAGAUUAAAUAUAAAUGGAUGGAAAUUAAUAAUAAGAUUAAUUUAAAAGAUUUAAUAGUGUAUAAGAAGAUGAUACUCCUAAAUUAUAAAAUUUACCUUUAAUUUAUUUGAUUCCUCAAUCAUCUUAAAUCAACAAAAAAAGUGAUAGAUAGAAGAAUAGUAGUGAUAAUAGUUCUUCUGAUUCUAGUAAUAAUAAUUAACAUUAAAAGAGAUAGAAUAGUUCAGAAUCAGGUAAAAGUAGAGAUGUUUCAACUAAAUAAAAGCAUAAAUCACAUCAUCAUAGAUAUAAUUAUAAUUAAAAAAGUUCUGUUGAUAGGUAUGAUAAAUAUAAAUAUGAAAAAUCAAAUUAUUAUGAUAAAUAAAAAUAGAAAUAAAAAUAUUAGAGUAAUAAAUAUGAUAGACCUAGAAAUAGUAGAAGAUAUUAUGAUGAUAAUGAUUACUCUAAAAAUAGAGGAUAUAAUAAAAGAAGUAAUUAUAUUAUCAAAUAUAAGGAUCCAGUAGUGAAGGUUCAUAAAAAUCUUAAGAUUAUAGAAGAAAAAGAUAGGAUUCUGUAGAAUCUGAUAAAUAUAAAAAUAAUAAGUAUAAUAGUGGAUUUUAAUUUGAAAGAAGACAUUCAAAAACUUACAAAUAUGAUUAUGAAAGUAAUAUAUUUAUUUUUAAAUAAUUAGAAUCUAAUAAAAUACAAGACAAUAAAGAAAGAUCUCGAUCAAGAUAACGUAAUAAAUCAGAUAGUAGCGAAGACUAUAGAAGAAGAUCCAAAUCAACUCAUAAAUCCAAAAAAUAUUAUAGAAAGUAUUAGUGAAAUAUAAAU
Messenger RNA from Paramecium primaurelia, 3759 nucleotides. Lineage: Eukaryota; Ciliophora; Oligohymenophorea; Peniculida; Parameciidae. The record is from the annotation of a GenBank genome assembly.